This is a messenger RNA of Thelazia callipaeda (thelaziosis nematode), 1668 nucleotides long. NCBI's taxonomy places the organism in Eukaryota, Metazoa, Nematoda, Chromadorea, Rhabditida, Thelaziidae. The record is from the annotation of a GenBank genome assembly.
AUGUGUGGAAUAUUUGCUGUUUGCCACUGUGCUAAAUAUGGAAGUCGACCGUCAAAAUUUUCAGCACAAAAUGCAAUCGAAUUAUCAUUCCGUCAAAAGCAUCGCGGUCCUGAUGAUCGCGCAUUUUAUGAAAACCCGAACACUGGAGAUAUUUUAUGUCAUGAACGGCUAUCCAUCGUUGAUUUUAGUUGCAAGCAUCCAAUGAAAGGAACGCAAGAAGAUCAUCAGGUAGUGCACAAUGGAGAAAUUUACAAUCAUGAAGAACUACGGAAAACUGUUUUAAAAGAAUACAAAAUGAAAACUCAGUGUGAUUCUGAAGUCAUUAUAUUUCUUUAUGAAAAGGAAGGUAGUGGAAUGAUUUGUAGCCAGCUAGAUGGCAUUUUUGCAUUUGCAUUAAUUUUUGGGGAAGAAUUUUUGGUAGCCCGUGAUCCGAUUGGAGUUAAACCUCUGUAUUAUGGUGAAGAUAAGGAAGGACGACAUUUUUUCAGUUCAGAGAUGAAAACAAUUGAACCUGUUUGUGGGGAACACAAACUUUCAACUUUUCCACCAGGACAUUUCUGGACUCCAAGCACCGGCUUUAUUUGCUACUACAUGCCUAUAUGGUAUGACUACCGCCAGGCUCAAAUGGACAUGAAUUUAGUAACGGUUAGACAAUCUCUCAUUGAAGCAACGAAAAAGCGAUUAAUGAGUGAUGCUCCAAUUGGAGUACUAUUAAGUGGUGGUCUUGAUUCAAGCUUGAUCAGCUCUAUUGCAAUGCGAGAAAUGCGUCAUCGUGGUUUACCGCUGAAGUCAUUCUCAAUUGGGUUAAGUGAAGAUGCUCCAGAUCUCAUUGCUGCUCGACAUGUGGCUGCAUUCCUUGGCACAAUACACCAUCAGUUUUUAUUUACUGUUCAGGAAGGAAUUGACAUUUUAUCGGAACUUAUAUGGCAUUUGGAAACAUAUGAUGUGACAUCCGUGCGAGCAUCUACACCAAUGUAUUUCAUGUCUAAGAAAAUCGCCGAUCUCGGUGUUAAAGUUGUACUCUCUGGUGAAGGUGCAGACGAAAUUUUUGGUGGUUAUCUCUAUUUUCAUAAUGCACCUAAUGAUGAAGAAUUUCAAAAGGAAACUAUACGACGCAUCCAAUUACUAAGUACAGCAGAUUGCUUGCGUGCCGAUAAAUCCUGUAUGGCAAAUAGUGUCGAAGUUCGUGUACCAUUUUUGGACAAAACUUUUCUCGACAAUGCUGUUUGCAUUCACGCCAGCCAUAAGAGACCCAAAUUAAAAAAUGGUAGAAAUGUAGAGAAGUGGAUUCUGCGUUCUGCUUUUGAUACACCUGAUGAUCCUUAUUUACCAAGCGAUAUUUUGUGGCGUCAAAAAGAACAAUUUUCUGAUGGAGUAGGAUACAACUGGAUAGACCAUCUUAUCCAGCACUGUAUAAAAAGUGUGACCGAUGAAGAAAUGGCUUCAGCAGCAGAAAUGUAUCCAGUGAAUACACCACAUUCAAAAGAAGCGUUUUUCAUACGUAAAAUUUUUCAUCAACAUUUUCCAAGUAGUAACGCAGCAAAAACUGUGCUGAAAUGGGUGCCAAAAUGGCAGGUAAACGAAGAUCCCUCUGGAAGAGCAUCUAAAGUUCACAAAAUGAGCUUAUAUAAAGAUAGUGAGGAUUCUUUCUACAACAGCGGUGAGUAA